AUGCCCACAGCGCCAGAUCCUCGACGAGGAAGAGCCUGCGACGCGUGCCACGCCAACAAAACAAAGUGUGACGGUGGUACAAAGUGUACUCUUUGUAUCAAGAGAGGUAUAAGCUGUACAUAUAAGCAUGCUUCUAAAAGUGGAAGCAGUAGGAGUAGCAGAAGCCCUGUCGAAGAUGCUAACCGAGCAUCGUCUCGUCCGGUACAGGAUGUUCAAGAGAUCAACGCGCCUACUUCCAUCACACCCCCUCUAGCGCUUGGGACAUCUCCCGCCAAUGAAAUUAAAACGGCUUUUAAGCGAAUCGCCAAUGACAUUCGAACAGGCAAGAUAUCUCUCGGCGAACCUACACCUGUUCCCGCAGUAGAUCAUCCAUGGAUCGAGGCGAACUCAAGAGAAUAUUUUGGCCGCCUCCAUGAAGCUUGGCCUAUCUUACACGCCCCUUCUUAUACCAUUGGUAUGGAAGAUUCCUUUAUUGUCGCGACAUCUGUGGCUAUGAUAAGUUGCUGGCUGAAAAAUCCGGAUGAGUAUGGAGAGGUGGUAAUGGAGUUGCACGAGACUCUUAUGAAUGCAGCUUCUGAAUACAUCUCAAAUACGAUAUGUCGACAAGAACUUGAUAAACCUUGGCCGAUAGAAACAUAUCAAACGACCGCCCUCCAAAUCGUCUUUGCCUUUUACCAUGGAAGAUUAAUUGCAAAAGCAUCUUUACUACGAGGCACGCUUAUCAUGUCAAUGAGAGAAAUCGACUUCUUCAACAGCGACGGCUCAGCAGAACAACAACGCAUCCAUUACCCAGGAACGUUUGUCCCGUGGCUAAUGACAGUCCGUGAGAAAUGGAAACGAGAAGAACUCGACCUCACCAUGCCCGCCACAUUCUCCCUCUGGAACGCUUUUGGUCUAGACAUUUUCUUCAAGCGUCUCCCGUUCGAACCAACCGACCGAUCAAACUUUAAAAUCACAGAAAUCUGCGCCAACCCAAACACCCCCGCUAAAUCUCUUCUACUCCUGGAAGAUGUCCACCUCGCUAUGUGCGGUUUAUCACCCGCGAUAUGGAACCACGCUCAAAUAGUGCGUAGAAGCGCCGAGGCAGGACGGUCGACACAUAACUCGACAGCAUCGCUGGCGUGGCAGCUGGAAGCGUGGAAAGCUGAUGUUGAGAGACUACAGCACCAGUGUUUUCAAACCUUUCACGAUCCAGGAAUGGGAGAGUUUCCAUUCAAGGCGUAUAUCGCGGACUUUGACGAUAAUAUACCAAGGGCAAAAGCCGCUGCCUUGGUGCACGUCAAGUGUUUGACUUCAGAUUGCAUGAUGAUUUAUCAUCUGCAAAGUCUUCAGCUGUAUUCCGACACGCGGACGAUCAACACCGUUGCUAAAGCUCACACAUCGCCUGUUCUCACCGACCGCGAACCCACCGUACGACCACGCCUGCAAAAACUUCACAACCAAUUAAGUCUCUGGACAAAGUCACCAGAAAGUCGAAAGGCCUUGCUCCACGCUCUUGCGGUACUCAUAGACUGUGAGACAGCUCUGGAAUCCAACUCACCCCAAACACAGUCCAUCGAUCCAGCAGCUUACCUCGCUAUUUCCAUGAGUGCCCUUGUAGUAUGGGCGUGGCUUUUGUUCAGCGAAGCAGCUUGUAUGUGUGUUCCCAGUCUGAACCACAUCAACAUUGGCGUCGAUCCACCAAAUCUACAAAACAUCAGCACCGCAAGGUUAGAAACGUGGAUACAGGCUGAUGGGACAGCAGCCGUGAAUAAUAUUCCGUUGUGUAGGUGUGUGGCUGAUGGGUGGACGGCGAGGUUUAAUGCGCUUUUACCUCUGGGUAGAAGACGGUGGGGAUUAUGUGAUGAGGUUGCACCGAUUUUGAGCUCUCUUGGUGCUGGUCACUGA
This is a messenger RNA of Fusarium venenatum, 1887 nucleotides long. The record is from RefSeq and is a predicted model, not a curated record. NCBI's taxonomy places the organism in Eukaryota, Fungi, Ascomycota, Sordariomycetes, Hypocreales, Nectriaceae.